AUGAAAUAUUUUUUUGGAGCUGUCCUUUUUGCUUACUUUAUCACAACACUUGCCAACUCUACAGUUAAACCGACGAGGGAAGCUCACUGCAAUGUGAAUAAUAACUACAACAGCUUCUACGCCGGUCCAAACUGUAAGAAAAUCGAGCAGCAGUUGGAAGAAAUACGACAAGAAAUCAGGGCAUUGAGAGAAAAUAAAACUACUGGGUCUGUGAACGGAAAAGGUUUGUAACAGCAACUUAAUUUGUGCUACAAAUAAAUAAAGUGGAUCCUCAUUGUCAUCAAUGUCUCUCUAAAAUGCCAUCAAAAGCCCUCGCAAAAUGUCGCUGAAUAAGUUCUUCAUUAGACUAUUUUCUCAACAAAUUAUUUAUGUCUACCUUGAAGAAUAACGCCCACAAAAAAAAAAACAAUAAUUCAAUCGGAUCGUCAUUUUGUUUUCAGUUUACAAGAACUGCGCUGAAGUUUACAAGUCCGGUGACAAGAUCAGUGGAGUGUAUAAAAUCAAUCCUGAUGGUUUGGGUGAAUUUGAAGUGUUCUGUGAUCAGAAAACAGCCGGUGGAGGUUGGACAGUGUUUCAGAAGAGGCGGGAUGGCUCUGUUGAUUUCUUCCGCGCUUGGGAUGAUUACAAACGCGGUUUUGGCAAUCUGAACGGUGAGUUUUGGCUCGGUUUGGACAAGAUUCAUCGUCUGACCGUAAGCGCUGGUUAUAAACUCCGUGUCGACUUGGAAGACAAUCAAGGAAAUACCGCAUUUGCCGAGUACAGCUCCUUUUCUGUGACAAGCGAGAGAGCGAAAUAUCAACUGAAUUUGGGAAGUUAUUCAGGUAAGUUACUCGAUUAGCAAAUUAAAAUAGUACUGAUAAGCAAAAGCAACAAUAACAAAAGAAAGAAAGAAAUUUGGUGCAAUUGAUUGCAAUUGGACAGUGGAAGUUAUCGUUGAUUUUUACAACAAGAAUUGACCUUAUUUACAAAAAUAAGAUCAUAUCAAAAAGUAGUAAAAAUGAUGAUUUUUCUGUUUCUUUUUUCUUUUCUUUUUUAUAUCUAUUUACCGACUGACUUCAUAAGCUAUUAAAUUAUAGGAGCCAUCUAACGCUUUAAAAAAGAAACAACAGAUGAAGGAAAAAAUACGUGAAAUUCGUUCAAUCUGGAAUACUAUGAACGUGGACAUUGUUUACGUUGAAGUGAAAUUACCCGUUUGCAAAAACUCUCCGAAAAAUGAACGAUAAAAGUAAGACCUAUAUUUUCCUUUUUUAUUUCUUUUCGUAGGAACCGCUGGUGAUUCGCUUGGCUCUCAUCGCGCUAUGCUAUUUUCUACCAAGGAUCGCGAUAGUGACAGGAACAGUGGUAACUGUGCCUUGAGUUAUAAAGGCGGCUGGUGGUACAACAAUUGUCACUACUCCAAUCUGAAUGGUCUGUACCUCAAUGGUAAGGACGACUCUAAAGGAAUGUCCUGGUACCACUGGAAGAACAACUACUACUCUUUAAAGACGUCUGAGAUGAAGAUACGUCCCCAAAAUUUCUAAAACAUGGCUGGGACUUUGUGUGAAGUGAAGCGUAUGCCUCUGGAAGUCGUAAUACAGUUAAAAUUAAGUAAUAGUCUUCUAGACAAAUGUAUUGAAAAAAGCCA
Molecule: messenger RNA, 1624 nt
Organism: Porites lobata
Lineage: Eukaryota; Metazoa; Cnidaria; Anthozoa; Scleractinia; Poritidae
Source: the annotation of a GenBank genome assembly